Messenger RNA from Plasmodium gonderi, 321 nucleotides. Its product is annotated as RNA-binding protein. Gene Ontology annotation, biological process: RNA splicing. The coding region runs from base 1 to 321 and encodes 106 amino acids. The transcript has 3 exons. NCBI's taxonomy places the organism in Eukaryota, Apicomplexa, Aconoidasida, Haemosporida, Plasmodiidae. Gene Ontology annotation, molecular function: mRNA binding. The record is from RefSeq and is a predicted model, not a curated record. Gene Ontology annotation, cellular component: cytoplasm; exon-exon junction complex; nucleus.
AUGGAAGAAAGCGAUUUAAAUGUUUUUAAAAAGGACGAAAUUCCUGCAAAGUCCAUUGAAGGGUGGAUUAUUAUAAUUACAAACAUUCACGGAGAAGCAAGGGAUGACUACAUAAAGGACGUUUUUGAAAAAUAUGGACAAGUAAAAAAUUUACAUUUAAAUUUAGACAGACGAACAGGUUUUUUAAAAGGAUAUGCAUUUCUUGAAUUUGAAAAUUUUGUUGAUGCAAAAAGGGCCAUUGAUGAAAUGGACGGAGCAACAUUACUAAAUCAGGAAAUUCACGUAGAUUGGGCAUUUGUUCAAGAAAAAAAUAAAAAUUGA